Callorhinchus milii (elephant shark) is the source of this 1899-nucleotide messenger RNA. RefSeq names its product platelet-derived growth factor subunit A. Bases 284 to 973 code for a protein of 229 amino acids. Gene Ontology annotation, molecular function: platelet-derived growth factor receptor binding; growth factor activity. The transcript has 7 exons. The record is from RefSeq and is a predicted model, not a curated record. Gene Ontology annotation, cellular component: membrane. NCBI's taxonomy places the organism in Eukaryota, Metazoa, Chordata, Chondrichthyes, Chimaeriformes, Callorhinchidae. Gene Ontology annotation, biological process: positive regulation of MAP kinase activity; platelet-derived growth factor receptor signaling pathway; positive regulation of cell migration.
GGCAGACAGGUGAUGGGCGGAUCAGCGCAGCGCAGUGUUGACUUAUGGGUUCAUCUGUUUGGUUUGUGAUCUAAACAAAUAUGCAGAUGUACGGACCGCUCUGCUGAUGGCCACAGCCCACAGCUCAGGGGGGGAAACGCACAAACCAAACGUGAAAGAAGAAAUCCUCGCACACUGGUUACUUUCCCCGAGGGAUGGUACCGAUUUUCCGCGCGACAGGAGCGCCCUUUCCGCUCCUAAAUGAUCGGUUUCUUCCCUUUAAACAAACCGACACUGAACCGAAAUGAGAACGGCCGUUUAUUUGAUCCUAUGCUUUCUCCACUGUCGCUGCGCUCGCACUGAGGAAGCCGAGAUUCCGCAAGAAUUGCUGGAGAAGUUGGCACACAGUGAAAUCUACAGCAUCAGUGAUCUUCAGCGCCUCCUGGAGAUUGAAUCCGUAGAUGAUGCUUCCGAAUCCAAUCUCAAGUCUCACAGUAUUAAUAAUAAAAUUAAUACUCCAAAACACGAGCACACCAAGCGCUCAGCACCAGUUCGGAGAAAGAGAAGCAUUGAGGAAGCUGUACCUGCGGUGUGUAAAACGAGGACUGUAAUUUAUGAAAUCCCUCGCAGUCAGAUCGAUCCCACCUCUGCCAACUUCCUGAUUUGGCCGCCUUGUGUGGAGGUGAAGCGAUGUACUGGGUGCUGCAAUACUGGCAGCAUCAAAUGCCACCCUUCCCGGAUACAUCACCGCAGUGUCAAGGUGGCAAAAGUGGAGUAUAUAAGACGCAAACCGCGGUUAAAGGAGGUUAUAGUGGGACUAGAGGAGCACCUGGAAUGUGCGUGCACAUUACUACAGUCUAACUCAGAGUACAGAGAGGGGGAAGGGCCUUUCACCAGCCCUCAGCUGGUUAAAAGAAGAAAUAGUGAAAAAAUUAAAAUACGGAAGAGCAAAAAGUUAAUGCUGGCACCUGGCAAGGAUGUUUUGCCAACAUAAAGGCUCUCGGACAUUUGCAGAUGUGAGGUGAAAAUAAGCUAUCCAAGGACAUGUCAUGUGGGAGGGAGGGCCCUGGUCACCUCUUUUGUUACAUGCCGACACCUGUUAUGCCAAAGGUGCUUUUUGACUGUUUUCCUGCUCUCGAUAUGUUAAACAAAAAACUGUUUCCCGGCGAAACGGGGGGUAAAAAAUAAUGGACAAAACUGACUUGCUCCAAGGCAAUGAGGAGGAAAGAGGUGGACAGGACUUCUCUGGGCUGUGAGGCGUCAUUUCUUUCGUGAAAAGGCAACUCGGAUGGAUGGGAAUAACGUCCUAAAAUGCUGCUGAAAGGACACAAUUUUCAAAUGGAGGAUCCUAAUGAAGAACUUUAACAUGGUGCUGUUAUUACCAGGGCUGUUUGUCCAACUCUCGAUGGACGGGAUAAAGGAAGGAGAGCGCUAGCGGACUGUCUGAGAAACUGAAUGGCCUUUUCCCAACGCGUAUUUUCCGCUGGAUUGUGGAGCAAUGUUGCACAGUGUUUUGAACGACGCAGUUCCACUGGGAGGGAGAAGUCUUAAGACUAACGAACGCUUAAGAGUUUCUUCUUGCAUCAUUAGGUGUAUAUUAAGCUUGCUUAUACUGUUGUACUCUUCUUUUUUUAAUGUUUUAUUAUUCCAUGGACAACUCGUAUAUUUUUUAUUUGCAUUUAGCAGACUGCAGGUAUGACGUGACAGGCUCUUAUUGAUUUUAUUUCUACUGGAAGUCUAUGGCCCCUUAACAAGCUGUUCGGAAAACAUUUGCGAGGAAAUAUUCUCAAACAUGUUUUCUGGUUUCACUUAUUUCUCCCCUCCCGCCUUUCUCCUUUCCUUUAUUUUUUUUCGUUCUAAUUUAAAGCGUUUUCAAGUACAAAUUAUUUUGCAUUAAUAAAUGAUCCGAAAAGCAGGAAA